Messenger RNA from Hypoxylon fragiforme, 888 nucleotides. Its product is annotated as ribonuclease P 40kDa subunit. The record is from RefSeq and is a predicted model, not a curated record. Gene Ontology annotation, biological process: endonucleolytic cleavage in ITS1 to separate SSU-rRNA from 5.8S rRNA and LSU-rRNA from tricistronic rRNA transcript (SSU-rRNA, 5.8S rRNA, LSU-rRNA); tRNA 5'-leader removal; tRNA 3'-end processing. The coding region runs from base 1 to 888 and encodes 295 amino acids. Gene Ontology annotation, cellular component: multimeric ribonuclease P complex; ribonuclease MRP complex. The transcript has 6 exons. Lineage: Eukaryota; Fungi; Ascomycota; Sordariomycetes; Xylariales; Hypoxylaceae. Gene Ontology annotation, molecular function: ribonuclease P activity; ribonuclease MRP activity.
AUGGGUCACCCCAAUCCUCAACACUUGCCGAGUAAAGGGAAGCCAUGGACUGCAUUGUUGGCCCAGGACUUCGUUCAUGAUGUGGAACUCAUACUUCCUCAAGAGGUCAUGCAGCUCGUCAAGGAUAGGAUCACCGGUGACCCAGGUCGGGCGCCUGAGUUUUAUAGGGUUAUCAUGACACUCGGAAAUAUCCUCGAUGCUGAUUUCUUCACCCAUGGUUUUGUCAUUUUAGGUGUGCUCACGAUGUAUCUUGAAAAGGAGACAUACGAACGAGCCGGGCUAGUUGGGAAGACACAUGGAGUAAAAGGUAAACGAGGCCUAAAGCCGAGAUGGAUUGUACAAGUCGAUCUUAGGAGCCCUUCUAUGCUUCAUGGCAAGAAGGGCUUCGAUAGGCUGGCGUAUGCAUGCAAAAACGUGUUCAACACACCAGUCACAUGGCUUUUCCACAGACUCACAAAGACCCCUACCCCAGAUCCUCUCUUACGGCACUAUCCUACCAAAUACACCUCACGUCCUGAAAUUUCCGAGGAUCUCUUCAUGAAUAUUCCACUGUUAAAGCCUUCACCUGCCAUCCUUGAACCUCAGAAUCGCUUAGAUCUCGAUGAUUUUGCGCUAGAUAUCUAUGAAUGGCUCUCUCUAGUCCGGCUCAAUAGUCCGCGACUAAGAGUAGGUGACAAGAUCGACCCUUAUUUGUCUGAUUACUCAGUUCCUGGUCAAGCUGAAGAAAUCCAAGAGGGCAAGCUAUGUCGAAUCAGUUGGCAAGGCUUCAUCUCGCCCAAGUGGACUCAAAAGCUACUGGCGGAUGUAAUACUCGCACUGCCAUCUAAGUCGUGGUUUUCGCUGAGCGUAACAUCACUCGCCCAAGGAGUAUUUCCUCUGGGAUAUUAA